AUGGCAGACAGCAUCAACCUCGUCGCCAUCCAUGACUCCCUCAUCGCCAUCGCCCGCCAGGCAGGCGAGAUCAUGCGCAAUGCCACCGGCAAGGAACUUGAGACAGACGAGAAAAUGAACGCCGUCGACGUAGUCACGGAAACAGACAAGCGCAUCGAGGACCUCGUCAACUCGAUCCUCACAAAGGAAUACCCCACCUUCUCCUUCGUCGGCGAGGAGUCCUACGUCAAGGGGGUAACCAAGGUCACCGACGCGCCCACCUUCAUCUGCGACCCGAUCGACGGGACCCAAAACUUCAUCCACGGUUUCCCGCUUGCUUGCAUCUCGCUGGGGUUCACCCUGGGCAGGAAGCCCCAGGUGGGCGUGGUGUACAACCCCUUCUCUGAUGUCUUGUUCUCUGCCAUCAAGGGACAGGGUGCGUUCAUGGUGGACAACUUUUCUUUGGCACCUGGUCAGGGGCAGGGGAAGCCGCAGCAAUUGCCGUUGAGGCCUGGGAGGAAGCUGGGGAGUUUGGAGACGGCGUUGGUGGGGAUCGAGUUCGGGAGUCAGAGGGACGGGCAUAACUUUGACUUGAAGCUGGAGGUGUACAAGGAGCUGACGGCUUCCAAGGCGACGGGCGGUGCGAUGGCUGGUGCGGUGAGGAGUAUGGGGAGCGCGGCGCUGAAUAUUUGCUAUACGGCGGCGGGGGUGAUGGACGUUUACUGGGAAGGGGGGUGUUAUGCUUGGGAUGUGGCGGCUGGGUGGUGUAUUCUUGAGGAAGCGGGCGGUAGGAUGGCGGGCGGGAACCCGGGAGUGUGGGAUCCGGCGGUGGAUGACAGGAAGUAUAUUGCUGUUAGGCAAGGUGGGGAGGAGGAGCAGAAGAAAAUUGUGGAGGAGUUUUGGGCGCUGAUGAAGGGCAAGGAGAUGGAGUACGAGCAUUAG
This is a messenger RNA of Podospora pseudocomata, 921 nucleotides long. RefSeq lists its product as uncharacterized. Lineage: Eukaryota; Fungi; Ascomycota; Sordariomycetes; Sordariales; Podosporaceae. The record is from RefSeq and is a predicted model, not a curated record. The transcript has 2 exons. Gene Ontology annotation, biological process: inositol metabolic process; phosphatidylinositol phosphate biosynthetic process; signal transduction. Gene Ontology annotation, molecular function: inositol monophosphate 1-phosphatase activity. The coding region runs from base 1 to 921 and encodes 306 amino acids.